This is a messenger RNA of Coregonus sp. 'balchen', 19363 nucleotides long. NCBI's taxonomy places the organism in Eukaryota, Metazoa, Chordata, Actinopteri, Salmoniformes, Salmonidae. The record is from the annotation of a GenBank genome assembly.
CCUAAUGUCUUCCUAUGCAGAAUAAAUACUGUGAUGCUUCCCUCCUGAUACUGACUGUCCCGUCAAGCUUGAUAAACGAUAACAUUGAAAGGCUGUCGGAAAACAAACGAGAUGAAUUCCUCAAGAAGAAGCGAAAGUGAUUGGCAGGGUUUGGUCAGCGAGGUGAGUUGAUUCAAUGCAACAUUGUAUCAUCCUGCACUGUGCAAAUAAUGCCACUGCCUCUUCCAUGUCAAACUAAAAUCCUAACCCCAAUGCAUCUUCUCACAGCUGUCAGUAUCUUUAUCACGUUGUUUGAAAUAAAUGUGCCUACAGUAUUUCGUUUUUGAAACACUUCCUAUAGCCUAAAUGUUAAUGUUUGUCGGGUAGCCUAUUUAAUCUACAACGCCGUUGCAUAUUUCAAAUUCAACAUGCUAGCCUACAACAAACUAGAAAUGAUGUGUACAGGGUAUUUAUUUCCUAGACAGAAUACCUCCGCGUCGUUUCUUUUGAUAAAUAUGACAGCUUGAACAUGGAAUGAGAUACAAAAUUCUGACGCAUGUUCAUUUUAAAUGGACAUAGAUUAACGGUGGUUUAAUGCGAUUAUAAAGUCGUCCUCGUUGGUUAGGAGGGAGGGAAGAGAGUCUAGUACUGCACUUCUAAACAUCUCCUCAAUGUUUUCAAUAAAGUCCAUUACAUGUUUUCCUGCUAGGGACAUGGUCUUCCUUGUGGGCCUAGGCUAUGCUAUCCCAGAUACCAUUGUGAGCAUUAGGAAGUACAUUUGAGAAAAUCCAGACAAAUGUAUUCACACGGUGUUGUACCGUUAGCCUACAGUACAUUCUAAGCUUAUUUACAGAAGCAUUUGGUAACAAUUAGGGUAAGGCUAGUCAUAGGUUAGUCAGUCAAAAAGCACACAGGCACAGAACAGGAAUGUGACAGCUAUAUAAAGCAUUAUAUAACCUAUUCCAAUCUUUAUUUUGGUCAUGUAUUCAUUAGGUGUGUAAUGCAACGCUAUGUAGAUGUAAUGUCUGAUGUAUAGGUAACUGCCAAAAAUAAAGGAAGCACUUGAGUAAAUGAAGGAUACAAGUAUAUUUAAAGCAGGGGGAAAAAAUAGGAUAUUGAAAGCUGGUGCUUCGACAGGUGUGGUUCCUGAGUUAAUUAAGCAAUUAACAUCCCAUCAUGCUUAGGGUCAUGUAGAAAAGUGCCCAUUAUUUUGGCUACCGGGGUUUAGCGCUGUCCCCGACCCAAAAAAAUAUUGGUCGAUCUGUUAUUUUGACCAAUUAAUUGGUAGACAUUUUUAAACGUGUAUUUUUCCAUGUAUAGACACUCCCUAUGUUUGAAUAAAAUCAACUAUAUGUAGGCUACUGAGUUUGUCUGAUGCUUUAAGCUCUGCGAUUAAAGAUGAAGACACACAAAUUACUAAAGAGGGAGCCAGAGAUCAAUAUAGCCUAACAAGAAUAAAACCUGUUCCCGAAAUGGACACAUUUAUAGGCCUACAUUUGCGUGCAGGCCAGGUAGCCUAGGCCUACUUCUAUGCAUAAUCAGGUGCAUGUCCUUACUCAAGAUUGACAGGAGCGCUCCAAACAAAAGACAAUGAAUAUAUUGACAACUUGUAAAUGGAAUGAAAUAAACCUAAACUUUUUUGUAGCCUAGGUUACAGUAUUAUUACAACGGUAAUAAUACUGUAAUAAUAAUAAUAUAUUGAAUGCAUUAACAGAAAUUACCGUAACCAAACAAACAUUGUAGAUUAGAAAUUAUGUGAAUUAACGGUAAAUGUACUAGUGGUGAUACUGGUGUGCCAUCCCGCAAUGGAUUAGUCCACUGAGACAGGCAUGAAUCAGACAGGUGUCUCGUGUGUCAUGCAUUUCUUUUUUAUAUAUUUGCCACUGCUCAACUAAAAAAAUAUUGGUCGACCAACAGCCUAUCGACCAGUCGACUAAAUGGGGUCAGCCCUACUAGAAUAAAAUAUCUCAGUGACUUUGAAAGAGGGGUCUCAAAGGAGCAUAGGGGUUUAAAGUGUGUGUGUGCAUGUGUCUCAGGCACCAGAUCUCAACCAAAUUGAACACUUAUGGGAGAUUCUGGACCAGCGCCUGAGAUAGCAUUUACCAUCAACAAAACACCAAAUUAUGGAAUUUAUCGUGGAAGAAUUGUCACAUCCCUCCAAUAGAGUUCCAGACACUUGUAGAAUCUAUGCUAAGGCGCAUUGAAGCUGUUCUGGUGACUCGUGGUGGCCCAACGCCCUGUUAAGACACUUUAUGUUGGUGUUUCCAUUAUUUUGGCAGUUACCUGUAUGUCCUGCUUAUAGAUGUUUAAUAUGUCCCACACAGUGAUCUCAUCAUGCAGGCAAGUUGCCUUUUUUACAGUAUGUCUGAUCUGCUUGCACAAGAUGACAAUGUGUGUUCAUGUCAUGUGUACAGUUCCUGGUGUGUAAGCGCAAGUUGGAGAGCAAGAAGGAGGCCCUCCUGAUUCUGUCCAAGGAGCUGGAUACCUGUCAACAGGAGAGAGACCAGUACCAGCUGAUGGCCAACCAGCUCCGAGAACGCCACCAGGGACUCAAGAAGAAGUACAGGGAACUCAUAGUGAGUCUACACCCUCGGAGUAGGGUGAUUUUGUGUCAGUUUUGCAUUUUCAGUAUUAGGGGAGGGGAAGCUGAUCCUAGAUCUGUACCUAGGGGGAAACUUCAACGUGGAGCCACUACUUCACACUACUACUCCACAACUGCUCCUCACACUGCUACAAUACCUUACUACUGUCAAUCACACACACUGUAUUACUACACAAGAGGGACAUUAAAGGCCUCAUUCAAUCAAAAGUUGACGCAAAGUGACACGCAAAGUGACACUUCCUGUACCACAAGAAAUAUGACGAUCAAAUCAAGUUUGAUUUGUCACAUGCUUCGUAAACAACAGGUGUAGACUGUGAAAUGCUUACUUACGGGCCCUUCCCAACAAUGCAGAGAGGAAAAAGAGAAAUCAUAGAAAAAUAAUAACACAAGGAAUAAAUACACAAUGAGUGUUUUGAUAACUUGGCUAUAUACACAGGGUAACAGUACCGAGUCGAUGUGCAGGGGUACGAGGUAAUUGAGGUAGAUAUGUACAUAUAGGUAGGGAUAAAGUGACUAGUCAACAGGAUAGAUAAUAAACAUUAACAGCAUUGUAUGUGAUGAGGCAAGAGUUAGUGCAAAAAGGGUUAAUGCUGAUAGUCCGGGUAGCUAAUGGUUAACUAUUUAACUAGCUAUUUAGCAGUCUUAUGACUUGGGGUAGAAGCUGUUCAGGGUUCUGUUGGUUCAUACUCGGUGCAUCAGUAUUGCUUGCCGUGCGGUAGUAGAGAGAACAGUCUAUGACUUGGGUGGCUGGAGUCUUUGACAGUUUUUAGGGCCUUCCUCUGACACCGCCUGGUAUAAAGGUCCUGGACGGCAGGGAGCUUGGCCCAAGUGAUGUACUGGGACAUACGCACUACCCUCUGUAGCACCUUUGCGGUCGGAUGCCAAGCAGUUGCCAUACCAAGCGGUGAUGCAGCCAGUCAAGAUGCUCUCAAUGGUGCAGCUGUAGAACUACAGCCCUGUCGAUGUGGAUGGGUCGUGCUCGGCCCUCCGUUUCCAGUAGUCCACAAUCAGCUUCUUUGUCUUGCUGACUUUGAGGGAGAGGUUGUUGUCCUGGCACAACCCUGCCAGAUUUCUGACCUCCUCCCUGUAGGCUGUCUCAUCGUCGUCGGUGAUCAGGCCUACCACCGUUGUGUCGUUGGCAAACUGGAGAUGGAGAAAUCUGAUGUUUUACAUUAAACUAUUUAAGAUGACAAAUUAUAUUUGGCAGCAGCUACGUGCAGAGGCCUCUCUGGGCUAAAAGUAUGGAAGAACUAGUAGACACUGAUAUUUUUCUUUUAUGAGUGGAUAUUAUAAUAAGUUAGGGAAAUGUCAAGUUAUUUAUUACACUGCAGUUUCAAUUGACUGAAGAAUGAGUUGAUUUGAGCUGCCUAUUCACACUUAAAAUAUCUGUCUGAUGUUAUAAUGUUUUGUGCACAAGGUCCCAACAUUUAUACUCCUAACUUCUGACCAUAAAGAUACAGUGCAUUUGGAAAGUAUUCAGACCCCUUGACUUUUUCCACAUUUUGUUACGUUAGAGCCUUAUUCUAAAAUUGAUUAAAUUGUUUUUUUCUCCUCAUCAAUCUACACAAAAUACCCCAUAAUGACAAAGCAAAAACUGUUUUUUUUAUUACAAAUAAAAAACUGAAAUGACAUUUACAUAAGUAUUCAGAACCUUUACUCAGUACUUUGUUGAAGCACCCUUGGCAGCGAUUACAGCCUCGAGUCUUCUUGGGUAUGACGCUACAAGCUUGGCACGCCUGUAUUUGGGGAGUUUCUCCCAUUCUUCUCUGCAGUUCCUCUCAAGCUCUGUCAGGUUGGAUGGGGAGCGUCGCUGCACAGCUAUUUUCAGGUCUCUCCAGAGAUGUUCGAUCGGGUUCAAUUCCGGGCUCUGGCUGGGCCGCUCAAGGACAUUCAGAGACUUGUCCCGAAGCCACUCCUGCGUUGUCUUGGCUGUGUGCUUAGGGUCGUUGUCCUGUUGGACUGUGAACCUUCGCCCCAGUCUGAGGUCCUGAGCGCUCUGGAGCAGGUUUUCACCAAGGAUCUCUCUGUACUUUGCUCCGUUCAUCUUUCCCUUGAUCCUGACUGGUCUCCCAGUCCCUACCGCUGAAAAUCAUAAUGAUGCUGCCAACACCAUGCUUCACCAUAGGGAUGGUAUUUGCCAGGUGAUGAGCGGUGCCUGGUUUCCUCCAGACGUGACACCUGGCAUUCAGGCCAAAGAGUUCAAUCUUGGUUUCAUCAGGCCAGAGAAUGUUGUUUCUCAUGGUCUGAGAGUCCUUUAGGUGCCUUUGGGCAAACUCCAAGCGGGCUGUCAUGUGCCUUUUACUGAGGAGUGGCUUCCGUCUGGCCACACUACCAUAAAGGCCUGAUUGGUGGAGUGCUGCAGAGAUGGUUGUCCUUCUGGAAGGUUCUCCCAUCUCCACAGAGGAACUCUGGACCAUCGGGUUCUUGGUCACCUCCCUGACUAAGGCCCUUCCCCCCCCAAUUGCUCAGUUUGGCCGGGCGGCCAGCUCUAGGAAGAGUCUUGGUGGUUCCAAACUACUUCCAUUUAAGAAUGAUUGAGGCCACUGUGUUCUUGGGGACCUUCAAUGCUACAGAUAUUUUUUGUACCCUUCCCCAGAUCUGUGCCUUGACACAAUCCUGUCUCAGAGCUCUACGGACAAUUCCUUUCAACCUCAUGGCUUGGUUUUUGCUCUGUAUGUGGGACCUUAUAUAGACAGGUGUGUGCCUUUCCAAAUCAUGUCCAAUCAAUUGAAUUUACCGCAGGUGGACUCCAAUCAAGUUGUAGAAACAUCUCAAGGAUGAUCAAUGGAAACAGGAUGCAUCUGAGCAAAAUUUUGAGUCUUAUAGCAAAGGGUCUGAAUACUUAUGUACAAAAGGUAUUUCAGUUAUUUUUUUAAUACAUUUUCAAAAAUUUCUAAAAUACAGUUUUCGCUUUGCCAUUAUGGGGUAUUGUGUGUAGAUUGAGGGAAAACAAUGAUUUAAUCUGAAUACUUUCCGAAUGCACUGUAUAGUACUUUACAUUUCAUAAUUUAUUAACCAAAGUCAUACCAAUCAUACAAUUUUACCUUGACUUCAGCUAAGUGAUCAGUCCUCACUAUCUAUUUUUUCUACAUUCUAGGAUGGAGACUCCAGUCUACCACCUGAAAAACGAAAUCAAGUAAGUCAAUAUCAAUUUUCUUAAUUAUUGUAGUAGCGUGGCAGUCUAAAUGGGUAGACUGAAAAGUAAAUUAUUAAACAUGUCAAAUUGGAUGACCGAAGUAACGGUUUGUGUUAUGACUGGACUGUACUGACAUAAGACCCCUGGCCAGCAACUUCCCAAUGUCAAGGAUGUAAUAGCAUGGUAGACUACACAGCAAAUUUGCGGGUGUUUAAAUCUCUGUGAUGAGGUAAAAAGUGUUGUCAUUGUUAUAUCUGAAUGUUGAUUCUAGUGGGGUUAACAACAGUGGGAUUGAAAUUGACGCCACCUGCGGUGAAUAAAUGAAGUGUUAUUUGAAUCACAGUGGAAUCAACACCAGGUGGUGUUGUUACUCGACUGUGUUGAGUUAAUUUCUGUUAACUCUGAGUGAAAAAGACAUGGGAUGGGCCACAUCAUAUUUCCCAGCAUGCUUUGUUGCAGGUUGCUUUUUAGAAUAGUUUGUUUUAAUAUCUAUGUUACUGAAUUAAUUAAUUGAUCUUCUACUACACAAAGAUAAAUAAUGGUUGGACUUAUUUCACCCGUUAUUGAGAUGGUUGUUCCAGUUUACAUGGUUUAGGUAGUCUCAUUUAUCAAUCUCCCUACCUUGGCAGGCAUUCUAUCUGCAGAUGCGGGUGAUUAAAAGUUCCAACUGUUGUAUAUCUUAACUGGAUUCCAAUAGGAAUCAUAUAACACUUUGCAAGCCAGCAGAAUAUUACUUGCCGAUGUGGCCUGCAAACCAGGAGUUUCAGACCACUGUGUUAGGGUAAAACUAGGCUGUCGAAGUAUGGUAUUGUCCAAAAAAGUAAUGUAUUCUCAUAAAUAAUUGGAUUUUUAUUAUAAAAUAUGAAUUUAGGCACUAACUUGGUGAAGGCUACAGGACUGAAAACCAUCGAAUGCAACAGUCAUGUCUCUGUCACUAGCAAACACCGUCAUGGGUGCUACAGGUACCUCUACAAUUCACUCGAAAGGCACCCUGAGAAAUAAAUAUGCAAAUAAGGCUUUACACAGUGUUAAAACACCCCAAAAAAUAGUUACUUUAAGACCACAGGUGUUAAUUCCCUAAGACUGAGAAAAUGUACAGUGAGGGAAAAAAGUAUUUGAUCCCCUGCUGAUUUUGUACGUUUGCCCACUGACAAAGACAUGAUCAGUCUAUAAUUUUAAUGGUAGGUUUAUUUGAACAGUGAGAGACAGAAUAACAACAAAAAAAUCCAGAAAAAACGCAUGUCAAAAAUGUUAUAAAUUGAUUUGCAUUUUAAUGAGGGAAAUAAGUAUUUGACCCCUCUGCAAAACAUGACUUAGUACUUGGUGGCAAAACCCUUGUUGGCAAUCACAGAGGUCAGAUGUUUCUUGUAGUUGGCCACCAGGUUUGCACACAUCUCAGGAGGGAUUUUGUUCCACUCCUCUUUGCAGAUCUUCUCCAAGUCAUUAAGAUUUCGAGGCUGACGUUUGGCAACUCGAACAUUCAGCUCCCUCCACAGAUUUUCUAUGGGAUUAAGGUCUGGAGACUGGCUAGGCCACUCCAGGACCUUAAUGUGCUUCUUCUUGAGCCACUCCUUUGUUACCUUGGCCGUGUGUUUUGGGUCAUUGUCAUGCUGGAAUACCCAUCCAUGAACCAUUUUCAAUGCCCUGGCUGAGGGAAGGUGGUUCUCACCCAAGAUUUGACAGUACAUGUCCCUUUGAUGCGGUGAAGUUGUCCUGUCCCCUUAGCAGAAAAACACCCCCAAAGCAUAAUGUUUCCACCUCCAUGUUUGACGGUGGGGAUGGUGUUCUUGGGGUCAUAGGCAGCAUUCCUCCUCCUCCAAACACGGCGAGUUGAGUUGAUGCCAAAGAGCUCGAUUUUGGUCUCAUCUGACCACAACACUUUCACCCAGUUCUCCUCUGAAUCAUUCAGAUGUUCAUUGGCAAACUUCAGACGGCCCUGUAUAUGUGCUUUCUUGAGCAGGGGGACCUUGCGGGCGCUGCAGGAUUUCAGUCCUUCACGGUGUAGUGUGUUACCAAUUGUUUUCUUGGUGACUAUGGUCCCAGCUGCCUUGAGAUCAUUGACAAGAUCCUCCCGUGUAGUUCUGGGCUGAUUCCUCACCAUUCUCAUGAUUGCAACUCCACAAGGUGAGAUCUUGCAUGGAGCCCCAGGCCGAGGGAGAUUGACAGUUCUUUUGUGUUUCUUCCAUUUGUGAAUAAUCGCACCAACUGUUGUCACCUUCUCACCAAGCUGCUUGGCGAUGGUCUUGUAGCCCAUUCCAGCCUUGUGUAGGUCUACAAUCUUGUGCCUGACAUCCUUGGAGAGCUCUUUGGUCUUGGCCAUGGUGAAGAGUUUGGAAUCUGAUUGAUUGAUUGCUUCUCUGGACAGGUGUCUUUUAUACAGGUAACAAGCUGAGAUUAGGAGCACUCCCUUUAAGAGUGUGCUCCUAAUCUCAGCUCGUUACCUGUAUAAAAGACACCUGGGAGCCAGAAAUCUUUCUGAUUGAGAGGGGGCAAAUACUUAUUUCCCUCAUUAAAAUGCAAAUCAAUUUAUAACAUUUUUGACAUGCAUUUUUCUGGAUUUUGUUGUUGUUAUUCUGUCUCUCACUGUUCAAAUAAACCUACCAUUAAAAUUAUAGACUGAUCAUUUCUUUGUCCGUGGGCAAACGUACAAAAUCAGCAGGGGAUCAAAUACUUUUUUCCCUCACUGUAACAGCAUCAGCUCUAAUAAAGUGUACAUUUAUCAACACUAUUUUGAUGUGGGUGUUAAAAUUCUGAUCUCAAAUUUUCUGUGUUGAUGUGAAAGAACACUAUCAUGUACAUGUCCUAUGUCAUGUCACCCUGUCCUAUGUCAUUCCCUUGAUCAGUUGAAUUUGGCCAUGCUGUUGAGAGACUCCAGAGAAAGGAGUAAGCAGCUGUCUGAAGAGGUGAAGGAGCUGAAUCAACGACUGGCUGAGGCCCAGGGGGAUAACAAGGUAUGUUAUCCUUCAGGGAUUGGGUCAAUUCCAUUUCAAUUCAGUCAAUUCAGGAAGUAAACUGACAUUCCAAUUGUCAUCAUUUAAAAUCAAUUAGGAAAAUUUGAAUUUCAGUUUACUUCCUGACAGGGCAGCAAUGGUUUACGCACAUUUGAAAUCAAACAGUGCAGUUACUGUCGGUUGCAUUCUAAAUUGAAAUGAAAUUGACUUUGUCCUCCCCCUACCCUCCCACAGCUCCUGCGGAUGACCAUAGCCAGACAGAGGUUGGGGGAUGAAGAGGUGGGGGCGAGACACUUCCCGGCCUAUGAGCGGGAGGACCUUGUCCAGCAAUUGGAGACGGCACGAGAGCAGGUGAGGAAUGGAAAGGUUGUGCCAUAAUUUGUGUAACUGUUGGGAUCCGAACCCCGGUCUCCCGCUCAGGAAACCAACUUCUUUACCAUUACACCAAGAGUAAAUUCCAGGGCAGGGCUACCGCAUCGUGAAAGUCUGAUUCACCUCUGCUACAAUUGGUUGAGUGGUAAUGGGACAAAUGCCAUUUGACCACAUGUCAAUAUAGAGACCAAUGUUCAAUUCCCCGGUCUGGCACUUCUGAACUGUCUCCACCCUCAUCUGUCUCUCCAUUUUACUGUCUUAAAUACAUUUUUAAAAUACUGAACAAAACUGAAUUCUCCUUUUUUUUUUUUACAUCAAAGUUGUAGAAUAAGUUGUCCCGCAAAGACGGUGUGGUGGUGGGUUAAAAAAAAGAAGGCAAACAAGUGUGAGGAACGCACCUUGGGUGAUGUUGGAAACCACACCAAUGGCAGAAUGAAAUUGUACAGAUGGUUUUGAUAUUGUCAUAUAGGCGAUAAGAGACCAGUUGUCAGAAUGCCAUAUUCCCAACCAUCCAUAGUUCAGCCUAUGUUGCCCACUCAUUACGUAAGGCAGUGUUGGAGGUUUUCCACAGCCACAAUCUGUAAUAUUAUACAGUGGGGGAAAAAAGUAUUUAGUCAGCCACCAAUUGUGCAAGUUCUCCCACUUAAAAAGAUGAGAGAGGCCUGUAAUUUUCAUCAUAGGUACACGUCAGCUAUGACAGACAAAUUGAGAAAAGAAAAUCCAGAAAAUCACAUUGUAGGAUUUUUAAUGAAUUUAUUUGCAAAUGAUGGUGGAAAAUAAGUAUUUGGUCACCUACAAACAAGCAAGAUUUCUGGCUCUCACAGACCUGUAACUUCUUCUUUAAGAGGCUCCUCUGUCCUCCACUCGUUACCUGUAUUAAUGGCACCUGUUUGAACUUGUUAUCAGUAUAAAAGACACCUGUCCACAACCUCAAACAGUCACACUCCAAACUCCACUAUGGCCAAGACCAAAGAGCUGUCAAAGGACACCAGAAACAAAAUGGUAGACCUGCACCAGGCUGGGAAGACUGAAUCUGCAAUAGGUAAGCAGCUUGGUUUGAAGAAAUCAACUGUGGGAGCAAUUAUUAGGAAAUGGAAGACAUACAAGACCACUGAUAAUCUCCCUCGAUCUGGGGCUCCACACAAGAUCUCACCCCGUGGGGUCAAAAUGAUCACAAGAACGGUGAGCAAAAAUCCCAGAACCACACGGGGGGACCUAGUGAAUGACCUGCAGAGAGCUGGGACCAAAGUAACAAAGCCUACCAUCAGUAACACACUACGCCGCCAGGGACUCAAAUCCUGCAGUGCCAGACGUGUCCCCCUACUUAAGCCAGUACAUGUCCAGGCCCGUCUGAAGUUUGCUAGAGUGCAUUUGGAUGAUCCAGAAGAGGAUUGGGAGAAUGUCAUAUGGUCAGAUGAAACCAAAAUAGAACUUUUUGGUAAAAACUCAACUUGUCGUGUUUGGAGGACAAAGAAUGCUGAGUUGCAUCCAAAGAACACCAUACCUACUGUGAAGCAUGGGGGUGGAAACAUCAUUCUUUGGGGCUGUUUUUCUGCAAAGGGACCAGGACGACUGAUCCGUGUAAAGGAAAGAAUGAAUGGGGCCAUGUAUCGUGAGAUUUUGAGUGAAAACCUCCUUCCAUCAGCAAGGGCAUUGAAGAUGAAACGUGGCUGGGUCUUUCAGCAUGACAAUGAUCCCAAACACACUGCCCGGGCAACGAAGGAGUGGCUUCGUAAGAAGCAUUUCAAGGUCCUGGAGUGGCCUAGCCAGUCUCCAGAUCUCAACCCCAUAGAAAAUCUUUGGAGGGAGUUGAAAGUCCGUGUUGCCCAGCGACAGCCCCAAAACAUCACUGCUCUAGAGGAGAUCUGCAUGGAGGAAUGGGCCAAAAUACCAGCAACAGUGUGUGAAAACCUUGUGAAGACUUACAGAAAACGUUUGACCUGUGUCAUUGCCAACAAAGGGUAUAUAACAAAGUAUUGAGAAACUUUUGUUAUUGACCAAAUACUUAUUUUCCACCAUAAUUUGCAAAUAAAUUCAUAAAAAAUCCUACAAUAUGAUUUUCUGGAAUUUUUUUUCUCAUUUUGUCUGUCAUAGUUGACGUGUACCUAUGAUGAAAAUUACAGGCCUCUCUCAUCUUUUUAAGUGGGAGAACUUGCACAAUUGGUGGCUGACUAAAUACUUUUUUCCCCCACUGUAGGUAUAUCUUACAAUGUUUGAAAUGCCUUACAAUGUUUGAAAUCUUACAUAUUGUGGCUUUAAGGCAUUUUUUCUGUUUGUCCUAGAAUGAGGAGCUGGAGCACAGUGUGAAAUCUCUGACGGACGAGCUGCAGGAUGUGAGGGCGGAGCGUAACGUGUUCCAGGAAAAGGCCCAGCGGCUGAACCACGAGGUGAACCACAUCCUGGGGGGACACGAGUGUCAGAUCCUAGACGUAGAUGCACUCUGCAUGGAGAACAGGUGUGUUUGUGUGUAGGAGAACAUAAUAUAAAUCAUAUAAUGUAUGUAAUAUCUGUAAUAUCUGUAAUGUAAUGUCUUAUUGAAUGCAAUAAGGAUGUUGUUGAACAACUUGCUACACAAUGUAUGACUUUGGGCAUUUAUUGUUUUGGAAUAGUUUUUAAAUAAACUGAUGUUUUCUUUCAGAUAUUUACACGAGCGGUUCAAACAACUGCAGGAGGAGGUCACCAUGCUCAAAACGAAUGUCAUGAAGUACAAGGUAUUGUAAGCAACAUAUAAACAAGCCGAAAAUGUUGUCUGAAUAGUACUAAUAAUACUAUAGAACAGAACUAUCCUUAGAGAUGAUCACAAGUAUCAUAACUACUCAAGGCCUUAUUUAGUCAGCUGGUAACUGGGUUUCUGGGCUCAUGUUCUAAUGUCAAUUAAAAUGUAAUAUUUUGUGACAUUUUUGUUGCCAAGAUGGCACCCAUGACAGUUGUAGAUCUCAAACCAUAUUUGACAAACUGUAUCUAUGGGUUUGGUGAUAUUCUGUAUGUUUUUUCCCCCCGUUUGUAUGGUUCACAACCCUCUACUACUACACAUAUGGUUAAUGACAAAUCAUGUUUGUGAACAGGGGGGUACAAUAUAUCAUAUGAAUAUCAACUGGUAUUUGUACUGGUUUUCAGAGUGCUCUGGAGAGCAGGAAGAACUCCAAGACGUAUGGCAAAGUUAACAGCAGUGCACUCACCGGGGUGCUCUCUGCCAAACAAGGUACUGCACAAACCGUUCCCCCACUCCUCUUCUUUCUGUUCGUAUUUUGUUAAUUAGUCCAUGAUGCAAAAUGCAUCAUCAUCAUCAUCACAGUUUUUACUCUGUACUGAAAAUGCUCUAUCUUGAAAUCGUACAAACUUCUAGAAUUGGAAAACACAUUUUUAUACACAAAAUAUACAUACAUACAUACAUACAUAUAUAUAUAUAUACACAGUACCAGUCAAAAGUUUGGACACACCUUGCUGGUGACACUGUCUGUGAUUUAUUUAAAAUUCAAGGCACACUAACCAGCAUGGCUACCACAGCAUUCUGCAGCGAUAUGCCAUCCCAUCUGUUUUGCGCUUAGUGGGACUAUAAUUUUUUUUUCAACAGGACAAUGACCCAACACACCUCCGGGAUGUGUAAGGGCUAUUUGACCAAGAAAGAGAGUGAUGGAGUGCUGCAUCAGAUAAUCUGGCCUCCAAGGUCAUCUGUUAAUUGAAAUGCAUUCCAGGUGACUGGUUGAGAGAAUGCCAAGAGUGUGCAAAGCUGUCAAGGCAAAGGGUGACUACUUUGAAGAAUCUAAAAUCUUAAAUAUAUUUUGAUUUAUUUAACACUUUUUGGGUUACUACGUGAUUCCAUAUGUGUUAUUUCAUAGUUUUGAUAUCUUCACUAUUAUUCUACAAUGUAGAAAAUAGUAAAAAUGAAGAAAAACCCUUGAAUGAGUAUGUGUGUCCAAACUUUUGACUGGUACUGUACACCCAUACAUACAGUUAAAGUCGGGAGUUUACAUACCCUUAGGUUGGAGUCAUUAAAACUAGUUUUUCAACCACUACACAAAUUUCUUGUUAACAAACUAUAGUUUUGGCAAGUCGGUUAGGACAUCUACUUUGUGCAUGACACAAGUAAUUUUUCCAACAAUUGUUUACAGACAGAUUAUUUCACCAGUAGGUCAGAAGUUUACAUACACUAAGUUGAGUGUGCCUUUUAAACAGCUUGGAAAAUUCCAGAAAAUGAUGUCAUGGCUUUAGAAGCUUCUGAUAGGCUAAUUGACAUCAUUUGAGUCAAUUGGAGGUGUACCUGUGGAUGUAUUUCAAGGCCUACCUUCAAACUCAGUGCCUCUUUGCUUGACAUCAUGGGAAAAUCAAAAGAAAUCAGCCAAGACCUCAGAAAAACAAUUGUAGACAAGUCUGGGUUUGCACAACCAAAUCAUUUCUGCACAAACUGUCAGAAACCGUCUCAGGGAAGCUCAUCUGCGUGCUCGUCGUAUUCAUCAGGAUCUUGACCUGACUGCAGUUUGGCAUCGUAACCGGCUUCAGUGGGCAAAUGCUCCCCUUCGAUGGCGACUGGCACACUGGAGAAGUGUGCUCUUCACGGAUGAAUCCCGGUUUCAACUGACCCUGGCAGAUGGCAUCGUGUGGGUGAGCGGUUUGCUGACGUGAAUGUUGCGAACAGAGUUCUAAGCUGACAUAUGGCAUUGUUUUAAGGUGGUCAUACUAUGGAUCCUUUAGCUAUUUGAUUUUGAAUUUUAGGACCCCUUUAGGUAUCAAAAUAAAAUAUAAAAAAGUUAUUUGAUAAAAUAUUGAAUUUGGCCUUUACUACAAUAGCCCAGAGAAACACAUUCCUAAAUGGCAAAAAAGACUGUCAAAAAAAGAAACAAGGUUUUUAAGUGUUUGUCCUAUAUCUAGGAGAUAUAAGAAAUAUAUAUAUUUUUUAUUUUUUUAUUAUUAUUAUUCUUUAUUUUUUUUUAUUCUUUAUUUUUACACAUUUAACCCCUUUUUGGGAGGGCACAAAAGUACCUUCAUACUUCCAUGAAUGUUUUUAAAACCAGUACCGGUUACCUUCAGACGAGUCCCGUGAAACUUGUGUCGUGUUCUUGAGAUUCUCCCCUGUCCAUAGAGCGAUCAUAACAGUUUGUAGGUCAAACUGUUCGAACGCUACAGAUGUUUUCAUGAGAAGACCGAUUUUCGGGAUGUCUCAUGGUCUGACAAAUAACACUCUAGCUCUGCCACCUUUCACCGCAGAUGUGGAAGUGCGACAUCAGUUUUCCAAUGCAAAAAAACAUAUCUCUAUCUUAAACUGACCGAUUUUGCUGGGGAUUUUUUUUUAUGUUACUUAGAGCGUCAAUCGACUCUAGGGUGUUAAAUGCAUCAAUGAUGGCAUUUUAUUUCGUAAGGAGGCCAGUCGGGGCCUAAGCCUGUGUUCCUGGCCUUGACCCAAGCAUCAGUGUUUUAAUGAAUGACUUCUGAUAAUUCCGUAGUGUACCAGGCAUUCGACCUACCUUUUAACCCUUAGUUUUCUGAAGGGAGCAUGAUUAUCCACAAUAGUGUUGAAGACAUCGGCAAAAAGGCUGAAAGCUAAAUCAGGUUCAGGGAUAGUUCAAAUACAAUCAAGGUCACUAAAAUAAAGAUCAUGUAAAAAAGCCUGUUCACUGAACUUUUUUAAAAGUUCCUCUUUGUGAUGACCCGAGGCUUAGAUCUUUGUAUUUUCACAUCUCUAACGCAAACAAUUGGGCAAUGGUCACUAAUAUCUUAGACGAAGACACCAGUAGAAACAUAUUUCUCUGGUGUAUUCGUUAGAAUCAAUCAGAGUUGACUUUUUUAAGGAUCUUUAGGGUUGGGCCGUAUAGGCUGUCACCAGCUGUGUUAGGUUUAGAUCAUUACACAUGUCUUUUAGAUUGUCUGAAGCCUGCAUUUCCCAUUCAUAAUUUAGGUCACCAAAGAUAAUAACUUCUAAGAUAGUUUUUCAGUGAACUAUCCCUUUUUCAGAUUUCUUGCACAUAAUCACUCACUAUAGCUCUUCAGAUAUAUCUAGUGGAUUUGAAUCAAUGUGUUGUAUUCAAGAUGUUAUAUACGUCAACUUACAAUCUUUUCCAUCAUACCAACCUUGGAGAAAAAUAAAUAAACUGACUGAAAUAUUGUUCUGUUGUCUGCACGUCCCAAAUAUCACUUUACAUUUCUAUGUAUUCCAAUACAUAGAAAUGUAAAGAGAUAUUUGGGACGUGCAUUUUAAGAGCAGGCUGUCGUUUCUAUUGCCUGUAUAACAUUUUUGGUAACACUUUACUUGACACCCAGAAUCAUAACACGUUAUGACAUGGUCAUAAUCUGUCAUAUUAUGGUCAUAACACUGUCAUGACACAUAUAUUUAGAACUUUUGUGACAUAUUGCGUUAUUUUAUGGCUGGUUAUGACACCUACAUAAGAGUGUCAAAACCCACAAAACCUACCACACAAGGCAAAACAUUCCAUUACACCAUAGUCUGCUUGUCAACAGUAUGUUUAUGUUAUAUUACAUUUUCAGAAAUGUACCAUAUUAAAUUAUCAUUGUAAUUGCACACACAUUUAUGUCAGACAUGCACCUACCCCAAAUCUCUGUUGCUGAUGACUGGGAUGAAUGCAGGAGUAGGUUUCAGGAGAAGGACAAGACACCCUCAUUUUGACUGAUGACUGACAUAAAAGGCCUAUCUGGCUUAUAUGAUUAUGAUGGUCAUAAUGCUUCUUCAUAAAGUGUAUAUUCUUAGUCCAAGUAAAGUGACACAGGAUGGUAAUAAUGCUUUAUGACAGUGUCAUAAAUUGUAUUUUCUAAAAGUUAUUUUAAAAUGUUAUGGGUAAAAAAUGACUGUAAAAAAUUAGUUACAACAAUAGCAAAGGACUUAAGAAACAAACUUUCAAACAAAAGGUAACUUCUUGGCAGGAAAAAAACACAUUUGAAUAAAUGUGGGUUUUGAUGUGUGUAGGUGUCAUAACAGCCAUAAAAUAACGCAAUAUAUGUCACAACAGGUGUAAAUAUAUGGGUCAUGACAGUGUUAUGACCAUGUUAUGACAAGCUAUGUCAGCCGUUAUGGCACAUUAUGACAUGGUUAUGACCGUGUCAUAACGUGUUAUGAUGCUGGGCGUCAAGUAAAGUGUUACCUAAUUUUCCUCUAAAGCCAGUGCUGAUGGUGGGGUAGAUGUCUCUGAACAUUGUGUCAGUUCUCUGCACAUUCAUUUUAGAUAAUGAAUACACUGUAUAAUCAAAAUGCCAACAUCCCUCCCUAUCCAGCUCACAUGCUCUUGCACCAUGCAUUUACUUCCAUUCGUAAUACGCAUCAAAAGGCAAAGCUACCCAAGAUGGAGACUCUAAACUUAAGAAAAUAAGAGAACCCCCAUAAACAUCUGUCUAGGCAAACAUAAACACAGAACAUUUUACCUAUCUUAAUGGGAUUUGUGUGUGUGUUCAGUGCAGGAAUUAUUGCUUUCUGAGGACCACGGAUGCAGUCUCCCCGUCACGUCUCAGUCCAUCUCAGACCUCAAGUCCCUGGCCACAGCCCUACUGGAAACCAUCCAUGAGAAGAACCUGGUCAUUCAGCACCAGCGCCAAACCAACAAGUAGGGAGCUCUUCUACUCUGUAGAAAUGUUUAAAUUCCUUUCUUCUUCAUCUGAAUUUCUUCUGUUUUUCUAACUCUCAUGACCAAGUUACUCUGUAAGUAGCCCCUAUGCCAUGUACUCACUUAUUGCAUUUAUACCUGCAAUGUUGUGAACAUCUCACCUCAUUGAAAACAGCCUCAUGUCUUCCUAUGUAAACAGGAUUCUUGGAAACCGAGUAGGGGAGCUCGAGAAGAAACUGAAGACUCUAGAGGUGUCGGGAAUAUGGAGCCUCCCAGGUCUCUGCCACACACUGUUUAUUUUUUUGUUAUUUUAGAAUUCAUAUCGUGAUGCAUAUUGCAUCAUGAGUAACUUACUAGCCUGUAUGUAUACCAUGCAAAUAUAAAUGUGGAUCUCGAAGCCAGUUCCAUGGCUGAUUUUCAGGUGGAUGCAAUUAAUUAUCAGGUCAGAAAACCAGCAGUACUCCGGACCCCCAGGCUUGCAUUUGAAUACCCCUGCUGUAUACAUUCAUAAAUGCUGUUUGAAAGUGGCAUGAGCUAAUAUAAAUAUGGUAUUAUUGGGUGUUAUUAGGCACUAUUAACUGGUGAUUCAUACUGAUAGCUUUUGAUCCUGUAUGUGGUCACUGGCCAGUAGUAUUGGCACCCAGUCACUAUUGUCAAACUAUGAGUGAUUUGAUUAAUGUUCCAUCUCUCCCACUGUACUGAGUUUCUUCUUCUCUCUUUUCCUUCUGCUUUCUGGAGGCCUGACUUACAAUGUGUCGCUGGGAUUCUCUGGAAGUAUGUUUCCACUGCUUUACUUUACUUCACUAAUACUAUACUUUACUGUAAUAUACUGUACUACAACAAUUUUAAUUUAAAGUUUCUGUUGACAUGCUUGAUAUCUCCAUCCUGUCCCUUAAAAUAUCCAUGGGUACACUAUUUUUGUGCUAUUUAUACUGAGCAAUCUCCACUGCAUGCAUGUUUUGAGAUUAUUCAGGUUUUUACGGAGUAAAAAAAACACUAAUGCCACAAAACAUACUUAAAACACUUUUGAGUCACCGCAGAAAGCCUGACCGGCCUUCAAAAUAAUAAGGCCGGUCAGGCAGAGAGAAAGUCACAAUGCUGUCCCUGUCUUUCUUGUCUACAGUGUUUAGUGUGAAUCCAGAAAUAAACCUAACUAAAUAUUUCUCUGAACAUUAUUUCUCGCUGGAUGGGAAGAAUGUCCUUUGCACUGAUCCAUGUAAACUCAGACUCGACUGAAGAGAGGUAGCCUGGUCCCAGAUCUGUUUGAGCUGCAUAGUCAACUCCUAUGGUCGUUUCUGCAUUGGUGUGCUACACAGCACAAACUGAACUGGGACCAGGCUAGAAGAGAAGCCACUCUGAUAUAGUUUACACUACACCAUAUAUUUACCCUGUCCCUUAUACCGUAUUAUGUAUCCAAAAAUUAGGGAUGCUGUGCCCAGUCACACACACAACACUGAGACGCCUCGGUUGUCAACAUAAUCUAUUAAUUGCAUGCCAGUUCGUUGUAUUGUAAAUUCAUUAUCAGUAAAGAUCUUGGCUUUUAUGUGCAGGUUAGGUUGGGAGUAUAAUGUUUUUGUCAAUACAGUUGUCAUGACACGUGAUCUAGUAUAAAUAUUUGUGACAAUUGUUGUAACACUGUACAGGCAUUAGGACAUGUUAUUAUAUCAAAAGUGCUAGUAAUAUUAUUUGGCUUCUUUUGUGAUAGGAGGGAGAGAUGCCAUCAUCCUGAAUGAAACUCUGCAGCCUAGAUCCACUGUGACAAGCUCUGAGGAGAAGGAAGUACCAUCCAAUGAACAGGAAGUACCACCCACUGAGCAGGAAGUACAACCCACUGAGCAGGAAGUACCCCCCACUGAGCAGGAAGUACCCCCCACUGAGCAGGAUGUAACCCCCAAUGAGCAGGAAGUACCUUCCACUGUGCAGUCUACCACAGGUGAAUGAGAAUAUUCUAUGUAAUUAUGUGGGGCUAACUGUAUAAAUAGCAGAUUGAUUAAAUAUCUUACAUUACAUUCCAAUUCUUAUACAUUCUAUAGAGUAUCUAUUUCACUGGCUCUUAUGUACUAUAACCUUAAUUCAUAUUACAGCAGAUGACUACACCAUUCUCAUUGUUGCCAAUUUGGUUCUGGGUGUUGAGAUCAAUGUUACUAAUGCUGCUACAUUUCAAUUAUACCAUAACAUUCUCAAUUAUUUUGACCGUAGAGCAGAGGACGACAAGGUAGCCAAGGAGAGGCAGAGCCCCCCUGUCCCAAGCCAUGUGGGGAGGUUACCCAGUGUGACGGGGGAUACAGAGAUGGGCACCAAGGAGCCAGAGUCACCAGUCAGCCUGGACACAUCCAAGCAAAACACCACAGGAAAAUCUGCUGAGGAAGUCACUGACAGUUCUCAAGCAGAGACAAUAAACCUUGAUGAAUGUCAGACUGUCGACCAAUCACAAAGCGCAAAUGUGGUCACGGUGCUUCCAAGGUACCAAUUAGACGAGACUGUAGGCGGGACUCCAUCCCCUUCCUCAGGGCCAGACUUGGACAUGUCCUGCCCCAUAGACAUAUGCCACCUAUCGGAGCCUCUAAUGGACACAAAACCCACCCAGAGAGAGGCGAGUUGGUCAGAUGAUGACAUCUUAGGGGUGGGGUCUGAGGAGAUUGACAUUGCAGAGGGCUCUAUGACAGACGACACCAAUCUUCCAUCAUCAACAUCAACCUGCAGCUCUCCUAUUCAAACAAGUCCCACCCACGGGGAGAAGAACCAAUCACACCACAAGGCAGAACCUUCAGAAGAU